Molecule: messenger RNA, 2169 nt
Organism: Pseudopipra pipra
Lineage: Eukaryota; Metazoa; Chordata; Aves; Passeriformes; Pipridae
Product: zinc finger protein ZFP2-like
Exons: 1
Coding region: 208-1881 (557 amino acids)
Biological process (GO): regulation of transcription by RNA polymerase II
Cellular component (GO): nucleoplasm
Molecular function (GO): RNA polymerase II cis-regulatory region sequence-specific DNA binding; DNA-binding transcription repressor activity, RNA polymerase II-specific
Source: RefSeq, a predicted model, not a curated record
UUCUAGAGAUGGACUUGGGCAGGAGGAACCCCCAAGCCAACGUGCUCAGCCCUUGUUUUCCCCCCAUCAGGAUUUGUCCUUCCCAAAGCUUGGGGGGAUGGAGGAGGAGGCUGCGAGGAAGAGGAAGAUGCCUUGGGCCCCCCAGGCAGGUGAGGAGGAAGUCAGUGUCCCUUUGGGCGGGUGUUGUGCUGGCUCUGUCAGCCGAGCAUGGCCCCGGCUGCAGGACAACCCCGCUGGCGCCGCCGUCCUGCCGGGGCCAGAGUUGGGGGGAUGUCCUUGGCCUUCCCUGUGGGCCGGAGGCAAAUCCCCUGCCUGUCCUUCUUGCUUCCUGCCCCAGGCCCCGAGCUGAGGACGGAGAGCCCGGAGGACAAAUCCCCCCGUGAGACCCUGGUGGGAGAGGCCGUUUUGAAGGGCUCCACGGCGCAGGAAGGCAGCGGGGAGGAAAAGGGCCGGAGAUCCCCCCACAGGAGGGGCUGCAAAGCCAUCCCAGGGUGCUCUGAGGAGGAAAGAGCCAGCCUGUGCUGGGAAGGCGGCCGGAGCUUGAGGGGGAGCUCCGACCUGGUGGUCCCUGAGCAGCCUCCCAGCAGAGAGAAGCCCUUCAAAUGCUUGGAAUGUGGGAAGAGCUUCAGGGAGAGCACCAACCUGCUCCGACACCAGCACAUCCACACUGGUGAACGUCCCUACACGUGUGGGGAAUGUGGGAAGAGCUUCCGGCAGAGCUCCAACCUCCUCACCCACCAGCACAUCCACACUGGGAAACGUCCCUACACGUGUGGGCAAUGUGGGAAGAGCUUCAGUGACAGCUCCACCCUCCACACCCACCAACGCAUCCAUACCGGGGAACGACCCUACACGUGUGGGGAAUGUGGGAAGAGCUUCAGUGACAACUCCACCCUCCACUCCCACCGUCGCAUCCACACUGGGGAACGGCCCUACAAGUGCUUGGAAUGUGGGAAGAGCUUCAGGAAGAGCUCCCACCUCCUCAGCCACCAGCACAUCCACACUGGAGAACGUCCAUACGUAUGUGGGGAAUGUGGAAUGUGCUUCAGGCAGAGCUCCCACCUGAUCGGACACCAGCGCAUCCACACCAGGGAACAGCCCAGGAAAGGGAUGCUUCCUGCCCCAGGCCCUGAGCUGAGGACGGAGAGCCUGGAGGACAAAUCCCCCUGGCAGACCCUGGUGGGAGAGGCCGUUUUGAAGGGCUCCACGGCGCAGGAAGGCAGCGGGGAGGAAAUGGGCCAGAGAUCCCCCCACAGGAGGGGCUGCAAAGCCAUCCCAGGGUGCUCUGAGGAGGAAAGAGCCAGCCUGUGCCGGGAAGGCGGCCGGAGCUUGAGCCAGACCUCUGACCUUGUGGUCCCUGAGCAGCCUCCCAGCAGGGAUAAGCCCUACAAGUGCUUGGAAUGUGGGAAGAGCUUUAGAAAGAGCUCCAACCUCCUCACCCACCAGCACAUCCACUCUGGGGAACGUCCCUACACGUGUAGGGUAUGUGGGAAGAACUUCAGGGACAGCUCCAGCCUGAUCCGACACCAGCGCAUCCACACUGGGGAACGGCCCUACACGUGUGGGGAAUGUGGGAAUAAUUUCAGGGACAGCUCCGACCUGAUCCGACACCAGCGCAUCCACACUGGGGAACAGCCCUACAUGUGCUUGGAAUGUGGGAAGAGGUUUCAGACCAGCUCCAAUCUCCUCGUGCACCAGCGGACGCACACGGAUGAGAGGCCCUUCCGCUGCACCGACUGCGGGAAGGGCUUCAACCGGAACUCCCACCUCGUCACCCACCGGCGCAUCCACACCGGAGAGAGGCCCUACAAGUGUGGGGAGUGUGGGAAGAGCUUCACCCACAGCUCUACCUUGACCAAACACCAACGGACCCACCAAUAAGGGAAGCCCUACCAGUGCCCCGACUGCAGGAAGAGCCUCAGCCACUCCUUCCACCCCAAUUGAAACCCCUGAUCAUGAGGCAACCCCUGGAGUCCAGUGACUGUCAGUCCAUCCCUUUUGACCAGAAAGGGCCAGUCCCCUUUCACAAGGGCAGCUUCUUCCAACAGAACCCUUUCUGUGUGGGGGGUGUGUGUGGAGAUUCCUACCUUGGCUGGGGACCCCCCAGGGUCACUGUUGGAGGUUGAGAGCAGAGAUCUCCCCACGAGCAUUGGUCUGGGGGAGUUCCAU